GGUCAGGGAUCAGUGAUCGUUGCGGUGCCCUGUGAACCAGUGAUCGGGUAAGCUCUUGUGAAGUCGGUUCUCGUGUUCAGGCGAAAUGUUCAGUGGCAAGUGUAAGUGGAUGCUGCUGCUGGCCGUGGUGCUGGCGGCCGUGCUGAAGGUGGCCGAAGCGCAGGACUAUUGCGACCCGGACCUGUGUGACCCGGGUCAGACCCAUAUUGGGUGCAACAACCCGGGCGGUUUCGCGAAAGGUUGCAACGAGCCCAAGGUGGUACCGGUGACGGACGAGCUGAAGAAGAUUAUGCUGGACGAGCAUAACAAAUACCGUAGCACGGUUGCUACCGGCGGGGUUAAGUGGCUGCCGAAGGCCAAGCGCAUGACGACGAUGGUUUGGGACGAUGAGCUCGCCAAGCUCGCUCAGCUGAACGCGAAUCGGUGCGUGCAGAAGCACGACGACUGCCACAACACGGCCAACCAUCGUUACUCGGGCCAGAACUUGAACCACAUCGCCACGACCGCUUCCUCGAUCGACAACGUUCCGCAGACGAUCAAGGACCUGAUCUCGUCCUGGUGGGACGAACGUUACGAUGUGAACUCGCGCAUGGUCAAGAGCAUGUACGAUCCGGGCAGACACACCAUGAUCUUCCAUUUCGCCGUGCUGGCCGCCGACAAGUCCAACAAGCUCGGAUGUGCCGUUUCGCAGUGGACCGACAACGGCACCUGGCUGUAUCUGGUGUGCAACUACUCGUUCACCGACGUCGUCGGGCUGCCGAUGUACGCUUCCGGCGAGCCGUGCUCGGGAUGUACGACCGGCUGCAACUCGGCGUACGCCGGACUAUGCAACCCCGACGAGCCGGUUUCGGUUCCCUUCUAAGUGCAGCGCUGAUUUUCUAGCACUCCUUACUAUCAUCAGUCUUCAGGCCUGUCCAACAAAGAGCACCACCCUUUCGCGCGCUUUCACUCGCUAGAGUUCGAACGGAAAAGCUGUUCAUGUUGCAUCGAAUCGAAUCGUGAAAUAAAUGCAUCCAUAGCACA
Molecule: messenger RNA, 1023 nt
Organism: Anopheles bellator
Lineage: Eukaryota; Metazoa; Arthropoda; Insecta; Diptera; Culicidae
Product: antigen 5 like allergen Cul n 1-like
Exons: 3
Coding region: 86-862 (258 amino acids)
Source: RefSeq, a predicted model, not a curated record